This is a messenger RNA of Syngnathoides biaculeatus (alligator pipefish), 1867 nucleotides long. RefSeq names its product polyubiquitin-C-like. The record is from RefSeq and is a predicted model, not a curated record. Gene Ontology annotation, cellular component: cytoplasm; nucleus. Lineage: Eukaryota; Metazoa; Chordata; Actinopteri; Syngnathiformes; Syngnathidae. Gene Ontology annotation, molecular function: protein tag activity; ubiquitin protein ligase binding. Gene Ontology annotation, biological process: protein ubiquitination; modification-dependent protein catabolic process.
UGUAACCGAGGAAGGAGGGAACUAUUUUUAGUGCGGAUGGAUAUAGUCUAUGACGUGUCCGCCUCUCAUAUAUAAAGCUGUUUACAGCGAGAGCGUAAUCAAACGUCCGAACUAAAUCGAGCGACGACUAAGUGUUGAAUACAGCUACUUCUUAUACGUGCAAUUAUGCAGAUCUUCGUGAAGACUCUCACUGGCAAGACAAUCACCCUUGAGGUUGAGCCAAGUGACACCAUUGAGAAUGUCAAAGCCAAAAUCCAAGAUAAAGAAGGCAUUCCUCCUGACCAGCAGAGGUUGAUCUUUGCCGGCAAACAGCUGGAAGAUGGUCGCACACUCUCAGACUACAACAUCCAGAAGGAGUCGACCCUUCAUCUUGUCCUGCGUCUGCGAGGUGGCAUGCAGAUCUUCGUGAAAACCCUCACUGGCAAGACCAUCACUCUUGAGGUUGAGCCCAGUGACACCAUUGAGAAUGUCAAGGCUAAAAUCCAAGACAAGGAGGUUCCUCCUGAUCAACAGAGGUUGAUCUUUGCCGGCAAGCAGCUGGAAGAUGGUCGCACCCUUUCAGACUACAACAUUCAGAAGGAGUCCACCCUCCAUCUUGUACUGCGUCUGCGAGGUGGCAUGCAAAUCUUCGUGAAAACGCUCACUGGCAAGACCAUCACCCUUGAAGUUGAGCCAAGUGACACCAUUGAGAAUGUCAAAGCCAAAAUCCAGGACAAGGAAGGCAUUCCCCCUGAUCAGCAGAGGUUGAUCUUUGCCGGCAAGCAGCUGGAAGAUGGUCGCACCCUUUCAGACUACAACAUCCAGAAGGAGUCGACCCUUCAUCUUGUCCUGCGUCUGCGAGGUGGCAUGCAGAUCUUUGUGAAAACACUCACUGGCAAGACCAUCACUCUUGAGGUCGAGCCCAGUGACACCAUUGAGAAUGUCAAGGCCAAAAUCCAAGACAAGGAAGGCAUUCCCCCUGAUCAGCAGAGGUUGAUCUUUGCCGGCAAGCAGCUGGAAGAUGGCCGCACCCUUUCAGACUACAACAUCCAGAAGGAGUCCACCCUCCAUCUUGUCCUGCGUCUGCGAGGUGGCAUGCAGAUCUUUGUGAAAACCCUCACUGGCAAGACCAUCACUCUUGAGGUCGAGCCCAGUGACACCAUUGAGAAUGUCACCAAAAUCCAGGACAAGGAAGGAAUUCCUCCUGAUCAACAGAGGUUGAUCUUUGCCGGCAAGCAGCUGGAAGAUGGCCGCACCCUUUCAGACUACAACAUUCAGAAGGAGUCCACCCUCCAUCUUGUACUGCGUCUGCGAGGUGGCAUGCAAAUCUUCGUGAAAACGCUCACUGGCAAGACCAUCACCCUUGAAGUUGAGCCAAGUGACACCAUUGAGAAUGUCAAAGCCAAAAUCCAGGACAAGGAAGGCAUUCCCCCUGAUCAGCAGAGGUUGAUCUUUGCCGGCAAGCAGCUGGAAGAUGGCCGCACCCUCUCAGACUACAACAUUCAGAAAGAGUCCACCCUCCAUCUUGUCCUGCGUCUGCGAGGUGGCAUGCAGAUCUUUGUGAAAAUCACUGGCAAGACCAUCACUCUUGAGGUUGAGCCAAGUGACACCAUUGAGAAUGUCAAAGCCAAAAUCCAGGACAAGGAAGGCAUUCCCCCUGAUCAGCAGAGGUUGAUCUUUGCCGGCAAGCAGCUGGAAGAUGGUCGCACCCUUUCAGACUACAACAUCCAGAAGGAGUCGACCCUCCAUCUUGUCCUCCGCCUGAGGGGUGGCCAGUAGUAGAUUACAAUUGUUACUCUUAAAGUUAAAAUGUUAAUUUCUCAGGCUAAUGCCAUGUUGACCAAAUGUUAUGUGAAGGUUGGAAUAAAUAAUAAAAGCUAUCAUUCUG